AUGAUUGGCGGGACUUUGCCGCCCAUGCAAAUGCUUGUUGAACGUCUGAAUGCAACGAUGAAGUGGAUCCAUCCAUCUAUCAAAUUAUGCGCACAAGAUACAACUAUGCUCCCUGUACGAUCAGAUGUAUCGGGCAAUGUAUUUCGCCAACUGCCACUCAACUUGAGCAAUGCAUGGCUGACUGAUAUCAUAUCCUUUCAAACAUCCAAACAACCUGGAAAUGACUUCGUUGUCGUUUGCGUGAAUUCCAUGUACCAACCAAGCGCAGAACGCCAGAAAAAGCUGCAAGAUUCAGGACACUUGAGCUGGAUUCUUGGGAAAUGGACUUUGGACUUGAUUUGUCUGAUCAACGGAGCCAUGCUGAUGACCGGUAUGGUGUGUGGGAUUUUGACAGCCGACCUUUGGGCUUUUACCUUGUUCUUUUUAUACAGCAGUCAUUGGUUCGCCUCGGUGCUGAUUUCCUUCACUUCUAUGGUCAAGAUACACAAACCAGAUCAAAUUAAAGACGACAUGCGGGAUAGAUAUGCGGUGUAUGAACGCGAUGAGGGGGGCACUGUGAUAUUCAAGGGACCACAAAAGGAGCUCGAGGAAUGGGCCCGUUCCACUUGGGAAUAUGACCGAACUUGGGUGAAGGAUUCUCUGCACUGGUUCUGGACCUUGACGGGGACAUUCUCUGGCAUAUCUUCGGUUGCAUGUAUGGUGAAUAUGAAAGGCGCCCUGCAAUUGGCCUUUUUGGGUGUUCUGGUAUACUCCUCGUUGGCUGAGAUUGGGGCGACUAGGAUUGCGCGUCAUCUGCAAACCAAGGCCCAUGGCGAUAUUUUCGCGGAUCCAGUCUUGAAUAACAAAACCCGAAGCCUGGCAAUUAUCCGUGCAACGUUGCAAAUUACCCCGGAAUGCCGUCUUCAAGGUCUGAAUUGGGUCAAAAUGGGACUGCUUCCUCCGAUGUCGGUCUUUGAAAAGAUGCAAGAAUUGCUGAAAGCGAUUUCAGAUAUCGAUCAAACCAAAGAAAAUCUUCGAGACAAGGUGAAAGAAGAAUGUGAAAAAUUUCUGAACAACGUGGAUCCCUCAGAGCACAUGUUGGCUAAGAGAAUAGUUGAUGAGGUGAUGGACACCAUGGGGUUCUUCAAACGUAUAUAA
Messenger RNA from Penicillium griseofulvum, 1137 nucleotides. RefSeq lists its product as uncharacterized. The transcript has a single exon. The record is from RefSeq and is a predicted model, not a curated record. Bases 1 to 1137 code for a protein of 378 amino acids. Lineage: Eukaryota; Fungi; Ascomycota; Eurotiomycetes; Eurotiales; Aspergillaceae.